This is a messenger RNA of Chara braunii, 1405 nucleotides long. The record is from the annotation of a GenBank genome assembly. NCBI's taxonomy places the organism in Eukaryota, Viridiplantae, Streptophyta, Charophyceae, Charales, Characeae.
CGCGGAUACAUGCAAGGGAGGCCUAUCCUACCGCUACCUCAACUCUGCAAAUGCCAAGUCAGCAAGCUCCAGGCCAGCAAGCUCAGCGAAUCAAAGCUCCACUGCCACCACCGCUGCUGCAAGCUCCACCUGCAGCACCGAACGUCUCCAAUGCUAUCAUCCGAUUCAUCCCGUAUCAACCGCCGCAGAAUGCUGCUCCGUACCAACAGCCACGUGGCGGCAUGAACGGGAACGGGUCGCGCGGAUGGAACAAUAGGCCCCGAGAUACCGGGGGACAGGGGGAAGGCCUCAUGAUACUGCGAGAGAUUUGGAACGAAAGGUGGGAAGAGAGGGAAAGGAGACGAGAUGAGGAAGAUCGAAGAGUGAGAGAGGAGCAAGCAAGACUGGCACGGGAGGAGGAGCAACGAGGAUUGGAACAGGAGGAGAAGAGAGAGGCUGAUCGAGAAGCAAGACUGGCACAAAUUAUUCAAGAACAGAUGGAGGAAAUUGAGGCGAAAAAGCGGGGAGGAUCAGCCGAAAGCAGUAAAAAGAACUGGGACAAAGUUGAUCCUCCAGUGAAGGAAGGGGGAGAACAGCAAGGGCGGGGAAAGCAGGGACAGCAAGAAGAGAGACAAGGAACCAUGGCAGGGAGUUCAGAGAACCCGCAGCAACAAGGUUCUGGCAGACCAAGAGUUGAUAAUGUCACUACUCCAUUGGAUACCGGCCUCAUCAGAAUGGACAUCGAUACUGUAAGAAAAGCUCAAGAGGCUCAGGCGGCUAUGUUCCAUCAAAUGCUCUGUUGCCUCGAAGCGAUUAGGCAGCAGGUCGCGGGGUUGUCCUCAGCGGCUGUUCAAAACACGCAGGCUCCUGCUGCAGCCCAUCCGGCACCUCCCGCACAAGCUCCUCCUCCUGUCUCUCCUCCCAACCCUCCUGCACCCCAACCUCCUGUCCCUCCUCCUAGCCCUCCGGCACCACAUCCUCCUCCAUCCCCUCCAACCUUCCACGCUCCCGUUUCUCCGGCUUCACGCCCUCCUGCACCAUCAGCACCUAACCACCGUGUGUCAUCAACUGAGCCUGGUCCAUCCAGGUCACGGUCCGAGCGGAAUGACACCCCCACAGGGGGAGGUUUCUCCGCCAGGCUGGCAGGGAUGUUUUCUUCGGUUGCCGGUACCGGUACUAGGAGGCGAUCCAAUGGCAUCACUAUCAACAAACCAACCAAUCAGGAGUUGGGAUUCGACCACGUCAUCAGGGGCAAGAAAGCUGUCAAAGCCUGCCGUGGCCGGACCUAGGAAGGAAGGAAGAAAGAAAUAUGUGGAAGAGCUUGCAGAUGUGUUAUUCGCUAAGACCAAGCACGAACUGGAGGAGCUAUGCAAGAAAGACAAGAUCAAGUACGUAAAUAAGAAGAUUACGAGCGCCGCUUUGGCUC